AAAGAUGUCUGCGCCCUGUGAAAUUUUUCGUGAAAGCAUGUUAAGAAAAUAAAAAGCUUAUUAUCUGUCUCAACGUAAAAUUAGUCGAUAUACGCAGAUAUCUGAACUUUGUCCAAGGCGAUACACCGUUUUCUCAGCAUGCUUUACGCAUUCACACGGUGAUCGAUAAACGCAAGGCGUAACAACAUCAUCGCACGGAAUCCAAUCGUCUCGGUCGCGCGGUCAAGGGUUGCCGAUCCCCGAACCCGAGGGUCGUUGCAAAAACUUCGCAAUUACAAUGCUGACGAGCGUGGGUCGGACCGCGCGGCUCGCGCCAUCGAUGCUGCGGCUGGCGUCGAGGCAGCAUCACGUCAUCGCCACGGCAGUCGCUAGAACUGUCGUCGCCGCGCCGGCGGAGACGUCGAAGAUCGAUCGCUGUCGUCGCCACGCGUUCUGCCACCGGGCGCCGCUGUCCACGAAGGCGGAGUCGCACCCGGAGAGUUCUGGGAGUCCGGAGUGCUCCAGGAUUCCAGAGAAUUCUGCAAAAGAGAGUUCCGGAACUCCAGAGAGAUCUGUGGUGGAGGAAAGUUCCGGGACAGAGGAUAAUUUUAGAGCGGAGAAGAAUUCUGGAAUUAAUCAGGAUUCCGAUACAGAAGGAAGUUCUGGAACGGAAGGGAAUUCCGGAACGGACGCGACCUUCGACACGGAGGGAGAGAGCACGCUGGACAUCUGUUCUCCGGACUUCUCCCACCUGUCUGAGGAGGAGAUGGUGCGGCUGCAGGUUGUGGAGAUGGAAUACGUGAUGUCGCUGCAGUCGGGUAAGCAGGUCCCGUCGUCUCUGUCCAACGUCCAUCGACUGGAGCUGCUGGCCCGCGAGAGCCGCUCCCAGCGCGCAAAGUACUUCAGGUACCUGUUCCUGACGAACAUCCGCAAGGCGAACGACGCUCGCAAGAAAGCCGAUCGCCGCGCCGUCCGCGAGAAGGUGCUACACGACCGCGACCCCGCCGCACGACCCCCGGCGACCUCCACCGACGGUGGCGCCCUCACCUACGGCCUCAACUUCAACACGAUCAACCUGUACGUCCGCGACUCGACCGUUCUGCGCCACGACAACUGGCGCCUCGCCCACGCGAUGAUCCACGGCCCGACCCUCGUCCUCGACCUCUCCUACGACUCCUGGAUGACCCCCGCCGAGCGCACGAACGCCGCCUGGCAGAUGAAGGACGCGCACGGACACAACAAGGUCGCGCGCUCGCCGUUCCACAUGCACGCGUGCAACGCGCGGCCCGGCGACGGCACGUACGCGGCGCUGCAGCGAUGCAUCGCAAACCUCGACGAGUCGGCGAUGAUCAGCGUCUCCGCGGAGAGCUACCUGGAUCUCUACGAUCGUCAGCGUCUGGUCUACCUGUCGCCGGACGCGCCCACGUACCUGGAGACGUGGGAUGAUGACGACGUGGUGGUCGUCGGGGCGAUGGUGGACAAGACGAACCCGAAGCCGCUGUCGAUGGCGAAGGCGAAGAAGGAGGGGAUACGGAUGGCGAAGCUUCCCGUAGAUAAAUACGUGAGGUGGGGCUUCGGCAACAAGAGCCUCACGCUCGACCAGGUGGCGCUGACGCUGCUGCGCUUCCGCGAGACCGGCGACUGGAGGAGGACUCUCACCGAGACGAUCCCAAAGAGGAAGCUGUGGAGCGGGGAGGACCCCAGGCAGACGCGGAGAGAAGCCGAGCUCAGGAGGCUGCGCGGAGGAGGAGGUCGCUACGGCAACCGGAGCCUGCGGAGGGACGACGAAGACGACGACGACGGGCUGUUGUGAGCUUCCUUUACGAACCUUUCUUUCCGAAGGUUUUACUUUUGUACGCGCGGAGAGAGACGCUAACGAACUAUUGUAAGGAGAAGGAGAAAACUACCAACUGUCCUCUAUUGUACCUUCAUCUACAGACAGUUUCGGUUCCGAGAGAGAAUGCUGAUCGGAUUACCCGCCCCCUCCUUCCCCGAUAGCAUCCGUUGCAUCAUCGCCGACCGAUUUAAGGGCGAACGCCCCGCCUAGUGAUGGGGGCGCCACCUGGUAGUAUUAGCACCCCCGCGUGUUAUGGGGUGGAGAGAAAUGUGACGGCAGUGGUCGGAAAGAAAGUCGCGGUGUUUGUGUGGUGAAGUGAAGGUGUGUUUGUCGUCAUAGCAACGUCUCCUGUAGAGACGACGCGUGCAUGUAGCAUUCACGUCAGAGAGAGACAGCGAGAGCGAGUCUCUCCUCUAUGUAAUUAAUUACUCUUUUCAUCGUUAAUUAUCGCCUGUAAUUAGUGUCGAUAAUUAGUUUCGAUAACAACCGAUAGUGCGUCGUUAUCAA
Priapulus caudatus is the source of this 2323-nucleotide messenger RNA. RefSeq names its product mitochondrial ribonuclease P protein 1 homolog. Gene Ontology annotation, cellular component: nucleus; mitochondrion; nucleoplasm. Lineage: Eukaryota; Metazoa; Priapulida; Priapulimorpha; Priapulimorphida; Priapulidae. The coding region runs from base 278 to 1792 and encodes 504 amino acids. Gene Ontology annotation, molecular function: tRNA binding. The record is from RefSeq and is a predicted model, not a curated record. Gene Ontology annotation, biological process: mitochondrial tRNA 5'-end processing; positive regulation of mitochondrial translation. The transcript has 4 exons.